AUGACCAACAGUCAUGUGAAUGCAAACUUCUCGAAACGGUUGAGAAUCUUCAAGAACGGGGACGACUCAUUUGGGGGAAAGCAGAUUGUCAUCAGCCAGAGAGCCACCAAAUCAUGGGACGCCUUCCUGGCGCAAGUGACCAACCAGCUGGACAGCAAUGUGGCCGUCAGAAGUAUUCACACGCCCGUCAACGGCACUGCCAUCACUUCCAUGGAUCAACUCUCCGAUAAACUUGAUUACGUUGCAGUUACGACUGGAACGUUCAGAAAAUUAAAGUGA
This is a messenger RNA of Helobdella robusta, 279 nucleotides long. RefSeq lists its product as hypothetical. The coding region runs from base 1 to 279 and encodes 92 amino acids. Gene Ontology annotation, biological process: intracellular signal transduction. The transcript has a single exon. The record is from RefSeq and is a predicted model, not a curated record. NCBI's taxonomy places the organism in Eukaryota, Metazoa, Annelida, Clitellata, Rhynchobdellida, Glossiphoniidae. Gene Ontology annotation, cellular component: microtubule organizing center; microtubule.